AAAGUCGACUAUAUAAAAAAUAAACCAGGGACAUGCUACCGUAAGAAGUAACAUAACAAGUGGCAUGGACAGAGUCCUUCACGUUAACCCAUUUCCCCCUCCAAAUGACAAACAAGAGGAAUGCUCUCAUAGGGUUCACAAAGCAGUAUUAUUCUUACAUACCCACACACCUUCAACAAUGAUGCUUAUACUAUUCAUCACAGGCGUCCUUUAUGUUGGCUGCACCCAAUACCAGUAUCACUUUGUGAGCAGUAGAAUGAACUGGACCGAAGCACAGAGUCACUGCAGAGGCACAUACACUGACCUGGCCACUGUUUGUAGUGAGAGCGAUGUAGACAGAAUGACGGCAAAUAUCCCACAAAAUUUUAUAGGAGCUGCCUGGAUAGGAUUAGAGAAGGGGGAAGUGCAGAGAUGGCAGUGGUCCUUUGCAGACAAGGAUUUUUAUACCGGUGAUGACUUAAACUUCCGCAACUGGAGGAGUAGGCAACCAACAACUUCAAUGGAGGACAGGUGUGCUGUUUUUGAGCCUGAUGGUCAAUGGUUUGAUGACAGCUGCAGCACUCAGAGACGCUUUGUGUGUUUUAAUGAGAGUGCAGUGGGAAAUAUGAAGUAUGUUUUGAUCAAGGAGAAAAAGACUUGGCGAGAUGCACAGAGGAUUUGCAGAGAGGAACACACUGACCUGGUCAGUGUGAGGACUGCAAUAGAGAAUGAGGCCAUAAGAACAGAGGCAAACGGUCAGGUGUGGAUCGGCCUUUUCAGCGACCCCUGGGUGUGGUCGGACCAAGCCAACAACUCCUUCCGCUUCUGGGAACCAAACCAACCCAACUAUUUCGGAAACAUAAAGGAAUGUGUUGUUACCAGAUUUAAUAAUCACACACAGAUAUACCAGUGGAAUGACAUUAGAUGUGAUGUCAAUCAGGCUUUUUUUUGCUACGGUGAUGUGGAUGAGGAAAUUACGCCAACGGUUACUUCAGAUCCCCUGAUAGGUGCCACUUACUCCACUGGCAGUGCUGACCAAAGCACAACUCCUGCUCAUACACACCACACUAUCCACAAUGCAGCUACAGCUAAGACACACACACAUGUAGCCACAAUCUCAGGCAGCACAUCCUCCACAAGCACAAUAACAACUACAGCUACAGAACUAACCAGUACUCUGAGUAAUACAGACACUACACACAACGCAGAACCAGUCAUAUCUACAGUUACACACUCAACAGACUCCACAACUACAGACUCCACACACACUCAAUACACAAGUGGGGCUGUCACAAACACUACACACAACGCAGAACCAGUCACAUCUACAGGUAUCACACACUCAACAGACUCCACAACUACAGACUACACACAUACUCAAUACACAAGUGGGGCUGUCACAAACACUACACAACGCAGAUUCCACUACACACAACGCAGAACCAGUCACAUCUACAGGUAUCACACGCUCAACAGACUCUACACACACUCAAUCCACAAGUGGGGCUGUCACAAACACUACACACAACGCAGAUUCCACUACAGCUAUCUCCUACACACAUGUAGCCACAAUCUCAGGCAGCACAUCCUCCACAAGCACAAUAACAACUACAGUUACAGAACUAACCAGUACUCUUAG
This is a messenger RNA of Alosa sapidissima (American shad), 1618 nucleotides long. Its product is annotated as putative C-type lectin domain family 20 member A. The record is from RefSeq and is a predicted model, not a curated record. Lineage: Eukaryota; Metazoa; Chordata; Actinopteri; Clupeiformes; Clupeidae. The coding region runs from base 65 to 1618 and encodes 517 amino acids. The transcript has 6 exons.